CAGGCGAAUUUUUCGAGAAUUUCCAGCAGGCGAGGCAGUGGCUGUUUGAACAGCUCGCUGCGAAGAUUCUUACCGACCGAGAGGGCCCCAUCCUCCGUCCUCCUUUAACUCUUUAAAGCAUUUCCAGGGACAUAGGCACCACGAGUUGCAUCUUUUUCUGGAAGACGCCGACGGCAUCCCCACUCCCUGGCUCGCCGACCUCGCGGUCCUCCAGCGGCAGGUGGAGUUAUGUCCACAGCAGCCUUCCUCACCCUGGUGCGAAGCGGCGGGAGCCAGGUGAGGAGGAGGGUGCUGCUGAGCUCCCGCCUGCGGCAGGACGACAGGCGGGUGACGCCCACGUGCCACAGCGCCACCUCGGAGCCCAGGUGCUCUCGGUUCGACCCCGACGGCAGCGGGCGGCCAGCCACUUGGGACAGCUUUGGGAUCUGGGAUAACCGCAUCGACGAGCCCAUCCUGCUGCCCCCCAGCAUCAAGUACGGCAAGCCCAUCCCCAAAAUCAGCCUGGAGAACGUGGGCUGCGCCUCGCAGAUCGGCAAGCGCAGGGAGAACGAGGACCGCUUCGGCUUCGCCCAGCUGUCGGAGGAGGUGCUCUACUUCGCGGUGUACGACGGCCAUGGCGGACCUGGGGCUGCCGACUUCUGCCACACGCACAUGGAGAAGUGUAUCCUGGAUUUGCUUCCUAAGGAGAAGAACUUGGAAACGGUGCUGACCUUGGCUUUUCUAGAAAUAGAUAAAGCCUUUGCCAGUCAUGCCCACCUGUCUGCCGACGCAACGCUUCUGGCCUCUGGGACUACUGCGACAGUAGCCCUGUUGCGAGAUGGGAUCGAACUGGUUGUAGCCAGUGUUGGGGACAGCCGGGCCAUUUUGUGUAGAAAAGGAAAACCCAUGAAGCUGACCAUUGACCAUACUCCAGAAAGAAAAGAUGAGAAAGAAAGGAUCAAGAAGUGUGGUGGUUUUGUAGCUUGGAAUAGUUUAGGACAGCCUCAUGUAAAUGGCAGACUUGCAAUGACGAGGAGUAUUGGCGAUUUGGACCUUAAAACCAGCGGCGUGAUAGCAGAGCCGGAAACAAAGAGGAUCAAGCUACAGCACGCUGAGGACAGCUUCCUGGUCCUCACCACGGACGGGAUUAACUUCAUGGUGAACAGUCAAGAGAUUUGUGACUUUGUCAAUCAGUGCCAUGAUCCCAAUGAAGCAGCCCAUGCGGUGACUGAACAGGCGAUCCAGUACGGCACCGAAGAUAACAGUACUGCGGUCGUGGUGCCUUUCGGUGCCUGGGGGAAAUACAAGAACUCUGAAAUCAACUUCUCAUUCAGCAGAAGCUUUGCCUCCAGUGGACGAUGGGCCUGAUUGCCGGCCGGGGCGUGAGAUUUUUGUGCAACAGUUUUUCACUGAGCAGGUCAAGAAACCCAUGAGAUCCAAAACAGUGUCCUGUACCAGUGUGACCUUAUGACUCGCUAGAUCGGUACACAAGUCAGUGUGAACUUCAUCGCCCCCAGAGUAGCUUUCCCGUCACUACCCAUCGCAUUUACGUCCAGCCGUUCAUGCUCAGUAUAAAUCCACGUGCAAUCAAGCUGCUAGUGUAGAGUGAGCAAAUGAAAGGGCUCACUCGUGACACACUUGCUGAAAGUGUCACGUUUCUCAUUUUUAAGAUUCUUAGGCAGCUAUAGGUUUCUUUUGAUCAUUUUCAUUUUUUCUUCAUUUGAACAAGUUCAAGUGCUUUAAAACUAUCAGUUUGAACUUUUGACACCUCUACGAUGUUAUCUGCAAGUGUUCGUUUUGAAUAACCGUACCAACGACUAAGUGUGAACACUGAGUUCUCCGUACCAUAUUUCGUAUUCUGGACCACUGACUGAUAGAUGUAACCGUGUAAAAGAAAUUAAUUCAGAUAAUAUGACCUUGUUAAUUUAUAUACAUGUGUAUAAACAG
This is a messenger RNA of Tupaia belangeri chinensis (Chinese tree shrew), 1926 nucleotides long. It is a transcript of the gene PPM1K, whose product is annotated as protein phosphatase, Mg2+/Mn2+ dependent 1K. The transcript is spliced from 7 exons. Gene Ontology annotation, molecular function: cation binding; protein serine/threonine phosphatase activity. The record is from RefSeq and is a predicted model, not a curated record. Bases 229 to 1347 code for a protein of 372 amino acids. NCBI's taxonomy places the organism in Eukaryota, Metazoa, Chordata, Mammalia, Scandentia, Tupaiidae. Gene Ontology annotation, biological process: protein dephosphorylation.